Setaria italica (foxtail millet) is the source of this 2453-nucleotide messenger RNA. RefSeq names its product E3 ubiquitin-protein ligase KEG. The record is from RefSeq and is a predicted model, not a curated record. Lineage: Eukaryota; Viridiplantae; Streptophyta; Magnoliopsida; Poales; Poaceae. The transcript has 5 exons. Gene Ontology annotation, molecular function: ATP binding; protein kinase activity. The coding region runs from base 299 to 2188 and encodes 629 amino acids. Gene Ontology annotation, biological process: protein phosphorylation.
CGAGCGCAGAAAAUCCGCUCCCGUAUAAAACCGCUCUCCACCGCUCACCUCCCCCUGUGCACGCUUCCCCUCCCACCUCCGCACACCACCCGACGCAACCGUCCAACAUGCCCGUGGACUGCGGAGCUCUUGCAGUUGUUUCCAAUUUCUUCCUCCGCAGAUUGCUCCAGUAGCCGUAGAGAUUGUAGAUUUCUAGGUUAGUUUUGUUGCUUUUGUUAGUUUAGGUCUAUCAAAACCAAUUCGUCGACAUCACAUAGCAAAGGGGAAAAGUAGGUGCGGUAAAGAAGAAGAGACAGGAAUGGCAGGUCAAAGCUCCGACUCACAACCCACAGAUGCAUUCGAGUACAUGCUGCUUGAGAAGGACCCUGAUAUCUACCGGAUGGUCUUCUCCGGUCCAAGUCAGAUAAGCCCGUGGAUUGACCCGAGCGUGCUGAAUCUGAAGCACCGGAUAGGGAGAGGCCCGUUUGGGGAUGUCUGGAUAGCAACUCACCAUCAGUGGACGGAGGAUUAUGACCGGUACCACGAGGUUGCGGUGAAGAUGCUGCAUCCAAUCAAAGAGGACCAGCUCCAGCUCUUCUCAGCGAGGUUUGAUGAAAUCUUCAGCAAAUGCCAGGGUCUCAGCAACAUUUGCUUCCUACAUGGCAUCUCGACACAGAAUGGAAGGAUUUGUAUAGCGAUGAAGUUUUAUGAAGGAUCUGUUGGUGACAAGAUGGCUCGGCUUAAAGGUGGAAGGCUUCCUUUGCCAGAUGUUUUAAGAUAUGGGACUGAUUUGGCACGUGGAAUAUUAGAUCUACACAAUAGGGGAAUAUUGAUCCUAAAUCUUAAACCUUGCAAUUUUCUUAUCGAUGAACAUGACCGUGCUGUGCUUGGGGAUUUUGGGAUCCCAUCCCUGCUGUUCGGACUUUCACUGCCUCAUCCAGACCUUAUCCAAAGGCUUGGAACUCCAAAUUACAUGGCUCCAGAACAAUGGCAGCCAAAUAUCAGAGGUCCGAUUAGUUAUGAGACUGAUUCAUGGGGUUUUGCCUGCAGCAUCCUUGAGAUGUUGAGUGGUAUUCAGCCAUGGCGUGGAAAAUCACCAGAUGAGAUUUAUCAGUUGGUUGUCCUGAAGAAAGAAAAACCAAUAUUCCCAUACAGUUUGCCUCCGGACAUUGAAAAUGUGCUUUCUGGAUGCUUUGAGUAUGACUUUAGAAACCGUCCCUCAAUGAAAGAUAUCUUGCAUGCAUUUGAGAGUGCUAAAGAUGCAGAUCAUGACAACAUUGGCUGGGACAACUCUGAAAAUGUAUCGGUGGACAGGCCAACCAUGACAAAUCACACUAAUUGGUUGCUUUUCAAGGACAAGCUGCAAGUGGGAGACAAGAUCCGCUCAAGAAAGCUUAAAAACUCGUGUAGUCCUGAAACUAUGGAAAUCCCUGAUGGAACCAUAGUUGGCAUGGAGGAUGAUGGGGAACGUGAUGGUUACAUUCUUGUACGAGUCCAUGGGCUACACGAUCCUUUGAGGGUUCGCUGCUCAUCUGUGGAGAGGGUAACAUAUGGUUUUGCUGCUGGUGAUUGGGUACGCCUGAGGGAGGAGGACAAUAAACGUUCUCAGGUCGGUAUUCUUCAUAGCAUUGACCGUGAUGGUACAGUGGCUGUUGGUCUGAUAGGAAUGGACACCCUUUGGAAAGGUAAUUAUUCAGAUCUCCAAAUGGCUGAAGCCUACUGUGUUGGGCAGUUUGUGAGGCUGAAAGCCAACAUUUCAAGCCCAAGGUUUGAAUGGCAGCGAAAGAGGGCUGGAGAAUUAGCUACCGGUCGAAUUUCACAUAUACAUCCGAAUGGGUGUCUUGUCGUGAAAUUCCCAGGCAAAUUUAGCCUUGGUGAAGUAUGCAGUUGCUUGGCAGAUCCUUCUGAGGUGGAGGUAGUGAGCUUUGACAAGUGUGAGGGGAUAGUAAAGAAGUAUGAGCAUCUUGAAGACUUUCAUUGGGCAGUAAGGCCCCUGUUCAUCGCUAUAGGUUUCUUCACCGCUCUCAAGCUGGGUGUGAUUGUUGGGAAGAGCAUUGCAAGGCCAAGGAGUCGGAAGGUUGCCAGCAUCUCUGAUCAGAAUGAUGAUUACCCGCAACAGCAGGUAGUCCAAAACAAUGCUAAUGCAGCAUGGCUUCCUCCACCAGUUGCAAACAUGUUUUUCAUAGAUGGUGCUGCGUCUUCUGGAUGAGAAUCAUAAGAUCAAUUCAAAGAUGAGAUCUCCUGGAAACAGCAUGGGGAAUUCUGGAUUACGUAGUGCUUCAGCCGAUCCUAGUUGUGCAUAUUUAGGCCUGAAAUGUUUUAUCUAAACACUUAUGUAAAUAUCUGUAUCUUCUCUAGUUGUGCAACUCUGCAUCUCAGAUUCUGUACGUCUACUCUGUAAUCAUCUCCAGAUGUCUUAAAUAUACAAUUACAUGAAGCUAGAUUUCCUAUUUGGUCGACUGUUUAUGCCGUCC